UGUCGUUUCCAUUCCGUCUUGACGCAAGUGGGGCGAAGGCACAAGGAGGGAACACGAAAACAAAAGGACCACGGAAGGCAUCGUUUAGGUCGAGCCUUGAGGUGGACCUGGCGGUGCAGGCCCUGCUGCUCCACGCCGUGGCCCUCUGCACCCAGUGGGGCACCGUGCACAUCGUCACUGCCGCGUCCACGGAGUGGAUCAAGAUGACGCUGCCCUCGCUGCUGCCCCGUGCCGCCAGCGUGGUGCGCGACUACGGCAUCAGCAUCACGGCGAGCACCAACUCGGUGUCCUCGCCGGGGCCCUGGCACAAGGCCCGCGCCUUCUACCACGCCCUGCAGCGCCUCCCGAAGGGCGUCAAGCGGGUGCUCUCCGUGGGCGACGGGCUGCAGGAGCGCGUGGCCCUGCACUUCGUGGCGGAGCAGCAGGUGUGGGAGCCCAGCGCCGACGGCGGCAAGCCAGGCGCCCCCGGGAUGGUGUCGUUCAAGUCCCUCCGGCUCCGCCAGAUGCCCACCAUCGACAGCCUGCUGCAGGCUCCAUUUUGUGAGCUCCUGUUGGAGCACCUUUGCUGGUUCAAGCUUUCAUGGGAGGUACCAGUCGUGGCGGUGGCGAUGUCUGGGGACUGGGCUCACGGGCCACCGCGGCAGAAGGAUGCCAAGCCCAAGAUCCCGCUGCUCGAUGCCUCUCAGCUCUCCGUGUUCGUCAAGAUGUCCGAUGCUGAUUUCGAGACCUCCAAGUCGCUCCUGGGCCCUUCACAGCGGGCCAGGGUCUUGGCCCAGCGGGCCUUGGCGGCGGGCGACCCCAAGGCGGUCGCCAAGCAUGCCCAGAUGGCUUACGACGAGGCCAAGCGCGAGGCGUUGCAGGUGCAGCAGAAGGUCGACAAGCUCGAGGGUCACGUGCAGGAGAAGUUUUUGGAGCUCGUGGCGCUCAAGGCCAAGCUCGAGCAGGUGCAGGCGCAUGAGCUCGCGUGUGCGGCCAAGGCCACUGCGGCCUGGGCUGCUGCCAGCAGCGGUCCUGUGCGGGCUCGGCCUCCUGGCGGCGGUCUCACCGAAGUUCUGCCUGAUGAUCCUGCCUUCGCUUUGUUGCUGCAGCUCGAGGCCAUGGACAAAGGACUUGCGAGCUCGCUGCGUUCUCUUCUUGCUACUCGUGACGGCAUGCUGCGCCCCGCCGACGAUGGCAGUGAGGAGGCCGAGAGCGACAGUGACGACGGCAUGCGCGACGCUCCUGUCUCUGAGCCGCAGGCGCAGAAUACUUGGUCGAUCAUCACCGCCAACGUCGGCGGGCAGGUCGGCCUCGACGCGUACCUGUCGGAGUCUAUUUACAGUGAUGUCCUUUUGAUGCAGGAGUCCCGCAUGUUGCCCGCUGCCUCUCAGGCUCUUGAGUCCAAGAUGCGUGCUGCUGGUUGGUCGGCCUCUGCUACGGCUGCGCUUCCCGCAGCUGGCAAUCCUUCUGGUGGGCUGAUCACGGCGUCAGUUGCUCGUGUUGGGAUAGCGCCGCUCGAGAAUUUCGACAGCCAGGUUGUGGCCGCUCGUGCAGCGGCUUUGCAUGUGGGCGGCAUGUUGCGUGGCGGCUUCCUCAUCGUUAAAUUGUACCUGGUGCACUCUGUGGGCAUCGACGAGCAGAAUUGGGCGAUCCUCUCGCGUGUGGGAGCCAGGCUCAAGGCUGCUGGCAUGCCCUUCAUCGUCGGUGGCGGUUGGAAUUGUACUCCAAGCGAUUUAGUCAAGACGUCGUGGGUCGAUGCUCUCGACGCCGUCAUCGCGGUUGACCCCUGGGACCACGUCGGGGAGCUUUGUUCGGAUCCUGAUCUCCAGAUCCAGGCUGCCUGCCCUGCCGUGCAGCUGUCCGUCAACGUUGACGAUUGUGGCCUCAUGCGCUGGGGCACCGAGUCCCGCGUGGUCGGUGACAUCACCGCCGCAGGCCAGCACCUGUUGCAGCAGCUGCGCCAGGUCGACUUAAAGUUCGCUCUCGGCAGUCUCGCGUCUGAGCGUAAUCUUGGCGUGGACUACGGCUCGGGCAGGGUGGCUAGUCGGGGCACGGUCCGUGGGCGUGUCGCUUGCAUGAGGCCUAGGUUGGUCCGAAUGGGUUUCCUUAAAGGCUCCAAGCCUCGUCGCCGCGUGCUCGGGCGCAUGGCUCGAGCUGCUCUGGAGUCGUCGGUCCUUUUCGGAGCGUCCGUCAUGGGUACCAACGGGCAGGAGUUGGAGGUUCUUCGAGGCGCGGCUGGUAAGCUGCAGGACCACCGUCAGGAUGGCAAGUCUCGGACUUUGAGCCUUCUUCUUUCCCCAGUGCCCCGCUUGGACCCCAUCUUUAGGACCACUUGGUUACCCGUGAAGUUCUACCUCCAUGCGCUCUGGCACCGUUGGUUACCCCAUGAGGCCUUGGAUUUCGGGCGCCGUGAGGCCCACGGGCGCCUGUCGGGGCUGGAGCACCCUUGGUCCUCCAUUGGGGGCCCCUUUUGCGCCCUGUGGGCCUCGCUCAGGCGUGUGGGUAUCAUUGCUACUUCGUCCUCUUCCUGGAUCUGGCCUGAUGGGGCCGACGCCAACUCGAUGAGCUACUGCCCCGUCACUGUUCAGGAGCUCGUGUUUCGUGCCGUGGAGGCGUGGCAGUAUCGUAAGGUCGCGGAACAUCUCGAGGUUGAGGACUUCGCCAACGGGCUGAUCCUGGGACCCCGGAAGGCCCUCCUUGGCAGCAAGAGUAAGUUGUCGGCCCAGCAGCAGGGCCACCUCCGCAGCACGGUCAUCGGUGGGCAGUGGCCACAGAAGAGGCAGUGGGCCGCGGGACCGCUCUUGGACCCACUGCAGUGCAUCAAUGCUGCUGAGCUUGUUGCUGUCAUCAAUGUUCUUCGCUUCGCGUCUCCGCCUGUGCGUGUCUACACGGUCACGGACCACGCUCGCAAGACGUUGAAGAGGCUGGCGAAAGGUGAAUUCAGGCUCAGUGGCAAAGUCUAUCGAGUUCAGUCCUUGGUCAGGCUCCCUGUCCAGGAGGUCGGCCACUUCCGCCAGCCACGUGCCGCAGCCCUGGCGCAGGAGCUCCGGGGACCGGUCCACCUGCCAGAGGCAUCGGGAGGCCACGCGGCGGCGGCGGCGCGCGGAGAGGUGCGGCUGCCACGCGGCCACCGCGGGGUCGAGCGCUGGGCAGGUACGCGGCUGCCACGCGGCCACCGCGGGGCCGAGCGCUGGGCAGAGGCCUGA
Messenger RNA from Prorocentrum cordatum, 3185 nucleotides. The record is from the annotation of a GenBank genome assembly. Lineage: Eukaryota; Dinophyceae; Prorocentrales; Prorocentraceae.